AUGGAAUCCGAUGAAAUGAAAGUAGAGAAAGCUUCUAUCGAGGCUGAAAGGCAGCCAGGGCAGAUGGAGAAUUUAGUUGGCCAAGUUCAGCUUAAAGGCCUUGAUCUUCACACCGAAGGGGGUCGGAAAAUGAGUUAUCUGGAGACCAUAUCGGCUAGCUGGGUAAUCUGUGAUAGCUGGGCGGGGUUGGCUGGGACCGUUGCUCUUGCUAUCUCCCAAGGAGGUCCAGUAACACUGAUAUAUGGGCCUCUUCUCAUGUUCAUUUUGGUUGGAGCGUGCACAUUAACCCUCGCUGAACUCGCCAGCGUCUACCCCACUGCGGGAGGGCAAUACCACUGGACUUCUAUACUGGCGCCGAAAAGGGUCAAUCGAUCUCUGAGUUACUGCUGUGGUAUCAUCAAUAUGUUUUCAUGGAUUGCCAUCUGCACGGGAAUUGCCAUCAUUCCGGCCCAGUGCAUCGUGGGGAUGAUUGUUUUCUAUAACCCGAACUUUACCCCACAGCCAUGGCACUCCUUCCUGAUCUAUCAAGCUAUUAAUGGCUGUGUCCUGCUUUACAACAUAACUCUAUUGAAGCGGUCUCUCUGGAUACAUGAUGUAUCCUUUUUCGUGACCCUGGCUAGCUUUCUGGUAAUUACAAUUACCUGUGUUGCAAAAUCUGCCCCACAUUAUGAGCCAUCUGUUAAUGUCUGGGGAACAUUCCUUAAUGGUAGUGGGUGGAGUUCUGGCGGGGUUGCCUUUCUCACUGGCCUCGUCACACCUAAUUACAUGUAUGCUGGGAUUGAUGGAGCGCUUCAUCUUGCCGAAGAAUGCAUAGACGCUGCCAUCGUCGUUCCUCGGGCAUUGAUGAGCACUCUGAUAAUUGGAUUCGUCACCUCAUUUGCAUUCAUGAUCGCCAUGUUAUACUGUACCAGCGAUCUUGAUGCGGUGGUUGCCUCCAGCACUGGUGUGCCGAUUUACGAAAUGUGGCGUCAAGCGACCCAAUCAAAUACAGCCGCAACAGUAUUCAUCGUUCUUCUCUGCUGUGCAGCAACCUUUGCCCUCAUCGGUGCCCAGCAAACUGCUUCGAGAUUGACCUGGUCUCUUGCUCGAGAUCGGGCGAUUAUGGGAAGCCAUUGGCUGAGUCAAAUCCACAGCCAGUGUCAAGUCCCAGUAUGGGGACUUAUCUUCAACUUCGCUGUCAUGUUCAUCAUCGGAUGUGUUUAUCUAGGCUCUUCAUCUGCCUUCAAUGCCUUUAUCGGAACCGGUCUUGUUCUUCAGCAUAUCUCAUACGCCUUCCCUGCUGCUCUACUUCUGUAUAGAAAGCGAUCAGAGACCUGGCUACCCCGGGACCGAUCAUUUCGCUUACCCGGACUCAGUGGAUUUGCUGCCAAUAUUAUCACUAUAUGCUUUGCUAUCCUGGUACUGAUAUUCUAUGAUUUUCCAACCUCACUGCCAGUAUCGGGAAGCAGCAUGAAUUACACAGCUGCGGUUCUGGGAGUCAUGGCGCUGUGUGGGAUCCUCAACUGGGCGUUAUACGCUCGGACGAAAUACCAUGGACCGCGACUGCUACAGUCAAGCGAGUGA
This is a messenger RNA of Penicillium waksmanii, 1563 nucleotides long. Its product is annotated as putative choline transport protein. Gene Ontology annotation, biological process: transmembrane transport. Gene Ontology annotation, cellular component: membrane. NCBI's taxonomy places the organism in Eukaryota, Fungi, Ascomycota, Eurotiomycetes, Eurotiales, Aspergillaceae. Gene Ontology annotation, molecular function: transmembrane transporter activity. Bases 1 to 1563 code for a protein of 520 amino acids. The transcript is spliced from 6 exons. The record is from RefSeq and is a predicted model, not a curated record.